UUGAACCAAUGGCUGGAUUUCUAUUCUGGGAAACAGUCAAAACCAUCGAGCUCCUUAUCAUGCUCUAUCUCGCCAUCUCCCUGCUCCGCUGGGCCUACGACGACUUCUACAAAUACCUAGCCGUCGGCCGAGGCGGCAGCCCGUCCACCUUCCAGGGCUGGUGCCACGCCAAGAUCCUCGGCUUCAUCGCAUACGGCGUCUUCCAGGCCGACGUCCUCGGCGCGCCUUACCUGGACCCGAUGUACGAGCCCUACCGCGGCAAGCUGUUCGCCCUCCCGCACCGCGGGUUCUGCGGCGGCCGCCCCACCAUCGUCGGCCUCGUGCCCCAGCGCCAGGCGAACCAGUGGGCCAGCCGCGAGACCGAGGCGGCGAUCCUCGCCCUCCUGGAGCGCCGGGCCGCGGGGGACCCGGGCGCGCUGGUGGUGGGGCAGAGCUUCUUCGAGGGCCACGUGCGCGCCCUGAGGCGGCGGCUGUCCGCGUCGGCGGUCCCGGGGGCCCCCGGCACGGCGGCCGAGUGGGGCGGCGAGAUCGCGCACGCGCACCACGAGGGGUCCGCCCACGUCGUCCUGCACCCGGCCGACGCCGCCGAGCUCAUCCGCGCCGGCUGGGGCGAGCGCCACCCGCUCGCGUGCUGUGCCGACCACUGGCUGUGGAGGGCCUACCACCACUGCUGGAGGGGCACCCGCCUCCCGCUGCCGCCCACGUUUGUGCUCGUCUACGCGCCCCGCGACGGGGCCGAGAUGGCCGUGUUUGAGCGCAUCGUCGACGCUGCCAUCUGGUUCCACACUGGCACGCUCUAACUGCCCGAGGGCGGCGGGGACGCCGAACCUGCUACCAACGCCAAACCCGCUGAUAACGCACUCUCGGGUCUGUCAUAUUUCUGGAGUUCCUGGCUCGUCAGUGCUGAAGAUGAAGACAUUGAUGGGUGAACUGUAUGUGAGAUAUCUCGAAAAUGGACCUGCUGAAUAAUUAGAACCUAAUCAUCAAACAUCAUUGGACAAGACCGAGACCUGUUAGAUAGUUUAUCCAUAUCUCAAUGACGAGAUAGACUGUUCAUAAAAAACGUUGCCUCUCAUUUCUCAUACGAUGUCGGUGGCAACAUCCAAGUCGGGGCGUCUUAAACCUUUUGUAGCAAAAACCUAAAAUCCUCCCCGUGUGCCUGGCUAACCCGCUCCCGCCUAGCCGGGCUGGGCAUUCGAUUUGUAUUUGCAAUUGCUGCAACGGGAGAGGCAAGGGGGGUCAGGCGUGUGGCUCGUGUGUGACAGAUCACUGAUCAUCCACUCCGUACUCCGUACUCCGUACUAAGGCAUGCAUGUUGUGGCCCAUGGCCGUGCUUGCCGUGAAACACGAAGUGUGCACACUUGCAUGUGGCGUGUUGGAGUCG
Messenger RNA from Diaporthe batatas, 1384 nucleotides. RefSeq lists its product as uncharacterized. The record is from RefSeq and is a predicted model, not a curated record. Bases 9 to 800 code for a protein of 263 amino acids. The transcript has a single exon. Lineage: Eukaryota; Fungi; Ascomycota; Sordariomycetes; Diaporthales; Diaporthaceae.